GAAUAAUGGAGAAAGAAGAAGAGAAGGGAUUUUUCGAUCAGAAAGAGCAUGAGGUGCUCUCAAUUGCGCUCUCAAAUUCUUUUAUAGCACUCGGAACUCCAAACGGCUACAAGAUUUACACUCUGAACCCUAUAAAGCUUAUUAAGGAUAAGGAUAUGGGUGGAGGAAUCAGACAUAUUGGGUUUUACAAUCAAGAUAAAAUCAUAUGGUUCGUCGGUGGCGGUAAUCUACCAGCCGUCCCUGAGAAUGAAUUCAGACUCUGGGAUAAUCACAAUGAUGAAGAGCUAUGAAAAGUCGUAGCUGAAUCGAAGAUUAAUUCUAUUAAGAUUAAGAGUAAUGUGUUAGCAGUAGUUCUUUCUGAGAAGACAGUCUUUCAUAACCUUCCUCUGUCAGAUAAGUAUAAAACUUUUGAAACUGCCACUAAUCCGUAUGGAGUUAUUGCUAUUUCGCCUCUUGAAGGAUUUACAACUGCUGCAUACCUUGGAGAGGAGCCUGGCACCCUCAUCGUAUAUGAUUAUGCAAAAGAAGAGUUGCAAGCAAUGAUUGAAGGAAAUUCAGAUGAGGAAUAUUACAUCACAGCUUUAGAGCUUAACUCAGUCGGGAGCAUUCUCGCAUGAGCUACUUCUGAAGGAUGAACUGUUCAUCUCUAUGACACUAAGGAUGGAACUAAGCUUAGAGAUUAUACCAGAGGAUCAGCUCCAUCUACUAUAAAUUUCAUCAGUUUUCAAUUAGACGACACCAGACUUUUAAUAAGUUCCGAAGCAGGGACGAUUCAUAUCUUCAUGAAUGAUAUUACUCAAGAAGGGCAAGAGGGACAGCCUGUCAAUGAUAUUUCUGUAUUCUCAUUUCUUGGACCUCUGAUCCCAUACUUAGGAAAAAUUGGAAGUUACUGCAAAUUCCGUACUCCUGAGCUUUACAAGAUUGCUAUGAUGCCUAGUGAAGGCUCUUUAAUUGUCUUAUCUUCUACAGGAAAACUUUAUCUCUCAAAUAUUAAUGUAGAGGAAGGUGGAGAGGCAAUUCUAGAUACUAAGAAAACCCUAACAGAUUGACUUUUGGUUCAAAAGAAUAUUUAUCUUCCUAAAAAUAAUUAA
Molecule: messenger RNA, 1091 nt
Organism: Moneuplotes crassus
Lineage: Eukaryota; Ciliophora; Spirotrichea; Euplotida; Euplotidae
Source: the annotation of a GenBank genome assembly